This is a messenger RNA of Rotaria sp. Silwood2, 318 nucleotides long. The record is from the annotation of a GenBank genome assembly. Lineage: Eukaryota; Metazoa; Rotifera; Eurotatoria; Philodinida; Philodinidae.
AUGUCAACAACAAGUUCUAGUAAUGUUAUUAUGACUAAGAAUGCAUUAGGAAAUGAAUAUGCUGCAUUAUUAAAUGCAAUACUUGGUAAUAUUGUAGGUACAUUUAUUGCACCAGCUCUUAUAUUUCUCUUUAUGAAAAAUCCAAUGUUUGAUAUAUUAUUAAAAUCAAUUUCAAUCGAAGAUCGAUUUAAUUAUAGUCAUGUUAUUAAAAAAUUAAGUUUAACUAUAUUACUUCCUUUAUUUCUUGGACAAGUAAUUCAUUUAUUACAAACAAUAAAGCUAUACCAUUCAUUUGCGAAAACUAUAAUUUAUCUCGUA